This is a messenger RNA of Penicillium maclennaniae, 1581 nucleotides long. RefSeq lists its product as uncharacterized. The coding region runs from base 1 to 1581 and encodes 526 amino acids. Gene Ontology annotation, cellular component: nucleus. The record is from RefSeq and is a predicted model, not a curated record. Gene Ontology annotation, molecular function: DNA binding; zinc ion binding. Lineage: Eukaryota; Fungi; Ascomycota; Eurotiomycetes; Eurotiales; Aspergillaceae. Gene Ontology annotation, biological process: DNA-templated transcription. The transcript has 4 exons.
AUGGGGCAUCUACUCCCACCGCAGAGACACGCGCCUUCUCGCCCCCCCCAAGGGGAGAGGAACACGGACAACGAAGGUGGAAGCGGUGGAAGCAGUACAGACAUUAGUGAAAUUCAGAAUACUACCAGGACGACCCCCGAAAUUACAGAUCAUAUCUCGCAAUGGCCGGCACCGGUGGAAUUUCCAUUUCCCAUGAUCCACAUGGAGCCCUGCGGGAUCUUCGACAAUUCGUACACAAGCUCGCCUUUUUCCUCGCUUCCCGCACUGGAUCAUCUUCAAGAGCUCGUCCAUGUUCCAAUGGAAUCCGAACUCUUUAUCACCCCUAUGAUGCACAAUGACCUAGACCAGCUUUAUUUCGAUCGGGCUUAUGCAUUUGCGCCAAUAGUACACACCCAUCGUUACCGUUCUUGGUCUAAACAACCAAAUAAGAGCAAGCAGAAAACCUGCCUGCAAUAUGCUAUGUGGACGUUGGCCUCGUCACUCUCCAGUCAGUUCCAGGUCGAUGGGCGUAAAUUGUACGCAAAGACUAGACAACUUCUGCAUGCGCUCGAUUCGGAAGAACCGUGUCACCAAAUACCCCUCGAGCAGGCCCAGGCGUGGACCUUGCUUGCAAUCUAUGAGCUAACGUGCCAAGAUUUCCACCGAGGUAUGCUUUCCGCCGGGAGGGCCUUUCGCUUGAUCCAGAUGAUGAGGCUAUACGAACUUGAUGUACCCCAAACACCUGCCACCAUGCAAUUGGAUCAGUAUCCAGGGCAACUCACUCUUCAGGGGUCAGUCCAGGAUGAUUGGAUCGAUAUUGAAACCAAGAGGCGGACCUUCUGGCUUGCAUAUACAAUCGAUCGCUUCACGAGUAUGGUUGAUGGGCUGCACAUGUUCUUCGAUGAACGGCUGAUCCGUACUCGCCUGCCGGCUCCCGAGGCGAACUUCGCAAGUAGUCGGCCCACGGACAUGAGUUUCCUCGCGGACAUGAUUCCGGUCGUCGGCCUAGAGUUGCCACACAAGAACCUGUCGCCCUUUACAGAGAGCGUCAUCGGAGCUGCCAUUUGUGGACGGGUCCUAGAACAUAAACAGAAGCCUCCGACCAGAGCGUGUCAAGAAUUUUGCCGUCGACAUCGUUCUCUCCAUGCACUGUUGGCGCAACGCAUUAGGAUGCUUCGGGUCUAUGCAUCAAUGGAGUACCCAGAUCCCAUCAUCGCCUUCGUUGCACUGGCGGCACAUAUAGCCGUGCUUAUGCUCUAUGAUCUUAUCAAAUCAAGGCCCCUGGGUACCGACACACAAGGAACGCAGCUGACUCAAGCUCUCUACUCGGAACACAAGCAGCAGUCACUAGAUGCCGUAGGUGAUACAGCUGUUUUAAUCGCCGUGCUUGGCCAGCACUUUCAGAUGCACCCCUUAACGCCUAUCCUGCUCCUCCUAGGCGCCCGAUUCUCCCAAUCCUACCCCGAGCUAGACGAUGCCUACAUCAAGCUCAUGCCCAGCAUCGUCACGAUGUUGCAAGCUUCGACUGGGCUGAACAAGCUUGCGAAAAACUUUCUCCAAUUUCUAAAGCCCCAGGAUGACAACUGGUAUGGCUUCACAUAA